This is a messenger RNA of Ylistrum balloti, 537 nucleotides long. RefSeq lists its product as uncharacterized. The record is from RefSeq and is a predicted model, not a curated record. Lineage: Eukaryota; Metazoa; Mollusca; Bivalvia; Pectinida; Pectinidae. Bases 1 to 537 code for a protein of 178 amino acids. The transcript has a single exon.
AUGGCGUAUCAUUUUUUUCUUCAUGACUUUGAUACUUUUGCAGCGGAUAUGCAUUUAUAUACUGAUGCUACAGAUAAGGACUUUGGAGGUAUUUACGGACAUAAAUGGUUCCAGGGAAGCUUCCCUGAAGAUAUGACCAUAGCAGGAGAAAGAAUUUCGAUGGCUUUCUUAGAGCUUUACCCUAUUGUAAUGGCAUGUGUGUUAUGGGGUCAGGAAUGGACAAAGAAACGGAUAGUUUUUCACUGUGAUAAUAUGUCUACAGUGGAUAUCAUUAACAAAGGCAGGUCUAAAGUGAGUCUUAUCAUGAAACUCAUGAGGAAAUUGACCUUAGUUUCUGCUUAUUACAAUUUUACUGUGCGUGCCAAACAUAUCCCAGGAAUUGAUAAUACUAUAGCAGAUGCCAUUUCUCGAUUCCAGAUGACAAAGUUUCGCAGACUAGCACCAUGGGCGGAUCCACAGCCAACGCCAUGUCUUUCGGCAUCAAACCUACUUACACUAGGAGAGACCAAAUUAAUCAGCUAUGGGACUAUGCAGUGA